Messenger RNA from Candidula unifasciata, 1302 nucleotides. The record is from the annotation of a GenBank genome assembly. NCBI's taxonomy places the organism in Eukaryota, Metazoa, Mollusca, Gastropoda, Stylommatophora, Geomitridae.
AUGAGCACGUCCACAGAUAGAAUGACGUUACAACCACACGUUGGCAGCAUGGAAACAACUAAAUUCAUCCUCCCUGACAACGGGACACAGGAUCAAGUCGUCCGUAUUCCAUGGAUCAUGAGCCUUUUCAUCUUCUUCUAUUCCCUCAUCUUCCUCCUGGGUCUUACAGGCAACUGUCUAGUAGCGUUCGUGGUAAUGAGAAACAAAGCCAUGCAGACAAUCACCAACAUUUUCAUCACGAAUUUGGCCAUCUCGGACAUUUUAAUGUGCUUGCUUGCUGUUCCUUUUACGCCAAUUUCCUACUUCCUCAACUCAUGGAUCUUCGGCAAAGUUCUAUGUCAUAUAGUCCCUAUGAUUCUGUGUAUAUCUGUCUACGUCUCCACACUGACCUCGACGGCUAUUGCUGUCGACAGAUAUUUCGUCAUCGUCUAUCCCUUCAAGCCGCGAAUGAAAGUCUACAUGUGUGUGCUCAUGAUCUUCGCUGUAUGGGUCAUCUCGGUGUCCAUCUCUCUACCACUGGGAAUCUACCAUGAGGUAGAAAAUACCAAUAAUUCCUACAUGUGUUCGGAGAAAUGGCCCAAACCUCAAGCUCGGCAGUUCUUCACAGUAACCAGCCUUGUGCUUCAGUACAUUGUGCCUUGCAGCAUCAUCACGUUCUGCUACACCAUGGUAUCCAUGGCACUGAAGAAACGCUCUAAAGUCAAGAUUGGCACCGGAGUCAGAACUAGGGAAAGGGAGGAAAUGGAAAUCAAGAGAAAGAAGCGGACUAACAAUAUGUUGAUUGCUAUGGUUGUCAUUUUCGUGUUGUGCUGGAUGCCUCUGAAUAUGGUUCAUCUUUGGAGAGACGCUGACAAGUCAAUGGAAGGCUGGUACUACUUUACCCUGAUAUUCUUUGUGGCGCAUGUCAUCGCUAUGAGCUCAACUAUCUACAACCCAUUUCUCUACGCGUGGAUGAACGAUAACUUCAAGAAGGAAUUUCGACAGGUGCUGCCUUGCCUCUUCUUUGGUCGAGGUAGCGACAGCUAUGCGAACAGCUACACACAGUAUACCAACGUAGAGGUGCAACAACCUUCAGUUAUUGCCAACAGAUCGCCGAUGAAGAACGGAAACGACAACGCCUUGAUGAUGAAAGAUAUAAAGGCAUACUACGAUACGGACUCAGAAAAAAUACGACUCAAUGUGGUCUCUAACAACAGCGCAUCAGAGAAUCAUGUAGAAUCACAACAUCUUAACGGAGAACCGGAGAAAAUAAAAAAUUUAGACCAUAGCAAGGAGACUUUUGUAGACGAGACGGCUACGUGA